Triticum aestivum (bread wheat) is the source of this 3637-nucleotide messenger RNA. RefSeq lists its product as uncharacterized. The record is from RefSeq and is a predicted model, not a curated record. The transcript is spliced from 4 exons. NCBI's taxonomy places the organism in Eukaryota, Viridiplantae, Streptophyta, Magnoliopsida, Poales, Poaceae. Bases 1227 to 2426 code for a protein of 399 amino acids.
UAGCCAAAAUGGAUCAAACAUAGGUGAGUUAAAUUGGGGGUGCAUCUUUUAUCUUGCUUGAUACAAUCUUCUUCAGUUGUCUUCUGAUUUCAGUCACAUACAUUGCCAUGUUCGUUCUAGCACAGCAGGUGUUCGUGUGUAUGCCUAUGAAAUGAUAGCACAUGUGGUUUCGCGCAUGUAAUCCUCCUUUGUGUAUGCCUAUUCGUGAUUACCCUUAGCCAGUAAUUCAUGUUAAGUAAUGGUCUAGGCUUAGAUGCUUGAGCCAGUAAACUUACUGGUCAGAAUCUCAGAUUACUAUUUAGCCUUUUCUCAGCAAUUUGGAGACAUGUCGGCCUUGUAUCCUUAUAAUGAAAGGCGGAUGAGAUUGUUUGUAGCUAUUUUUAAUGGUAUCCUUUGCUAUGUUAGGUGGCUUGCUUGAUUUAAAUAUGCUAUGGAGGAUUACAUAGAUAAUACUCUGCUUAAUUUCUUUAUUUUGCUUCCCUUCUUGGCGGUCUUCUAAUACAAGAUGCAUGUUUGAGAUCUUCACUACUAUUAAACAAUCAAACAAAAACUUUUUUAGAGGCACCCCGUAAUUAGUCCCACAACAACACACAGACUAAUCAGCACCACAUAAUUAGACCCACAAUUCUUAAUCUAACAGUCCUUAUUGAUCUACUACUUCUAUCGUGUGCACUUAGUAAUUUUUCAUGACUGACCAUACUCCACCAGGAGAGAAGUACUCGAACUACUAUCCCUACAAUCACGGAUCGGGAGUCGCCCACCACGGCCGACGGUGCCGCGCCCAACCUCCACCGCGGCCGACUGCCUCCACGUGAAUUCCCUUGCGAGGCUCUCUGGCGACCACACCGCCUACUCCAGAGGCGAGGAGCUUGCCGGCGUCCAGCUCCUCAAGGAGAAGCGCGCUCCACCGCCGACGCUGCCGCGCCCAAAUCCCACCGCGGCGACCGCCUCCGCUCUCUCGAUGGGGAUCCGCUGCGGCAGUGCCAGGACGUUCACCAUCGCCACUGCAGUCUGUUGUUCACCGCGGACGCCACAUGCCUGCACCCCACGGCCGGCCACCGCGCGUCUGGAGCGCGCUCUUCCGCCUAUUCCCAGUGUGUCGCCGCCGGCUCACCCGAGCGCGCCGCUGAUGGCCUUCGGUGCUAUCGCAGGCACCAAGACCAUCGCUGUGCUGGUAAGUCCUCUCCCCCAGCUAGCGUAGCGCCCGAUUCUACUAUCUCUCUUCCAUGUCGUUGCAACACGGUCUCUCCUCUGUCGUUGCUGCUGCCGCCACCGUGUUUCUCCUUCCUGCUUCUGCCACUGUCGCUGGAGCUAGCCAAAAUGGAUCAAACAUAGGAGAGAAGUACUCGAACUACUAUCCCUACAAUCACGGAUCGGGAGUCGCCCACCACGGCCGACGCUGCCGCGCCCAACCUCCACCGCGGCCGACUGCCUCCACGCGAAUUCCCUUGCGAGGCUCUCUGGCGACCACACCGCCUACUCCAGAGGCGAGGAGCUUGCCGGCGUCCAGCUCCUCAAGGAGAAGCGCGCUCCACCGCCGACGCUGCCGCGCCCAAAUCCCACCGCGGCCGACCGCCUCCGCUCUCUCGAUGGGGAUCCGCUGCGGCAGUGCCAGGACGUUCACCAUCGCCACCGCAGUCUGUUGUUCACCGCGGACGCCACAUGCCUGCACCCCACGGCCGGCCACCGCGCGUCUGGAGCGCGCUCUUCCGCCUAUUCCCAGUGUGUCGCCGCCGGCUCACCCGAGCGCGCCGCUGAUGGCCUUCGGUGCUAUCGCAGGCACCAAGACCGUCGCUGUGCUGGAGAGAAGUACUCGAACUACUAUCCCUACAAUCACGGAUCGGGAGUCGCCCACCAUGGCCGACGCUGCCGCGCCCAACCUCCACCGCGGCCGACUGCCUCCACGCGAAUUCCCUUGCGAGGCUCUCUGGCGACCACACCGCCUACUCCAGAGGCGAGGAGCUUGCCGGCGUCCAGCUCCUCAAGGAGAAGCGCGCUCCACCGCCGACGCUGCCGCGCCCAAAUCCCACGCAGCCGACCGCCUCCGCUCUCUUGAUGGGGAUCCGCUGCGGCAGUGCCAGGUCGUUCACCAUCGCCACCGCAGUCUGUUCACCACGGACGCCACAUGCAUGCACCCCGCGGCCGGCCACCGCGCGCCUGGAGCACGCUCUUCCACGUGUUCCCAGUGUGUCGCCGCCGGCUCACUUGAGCGCGCCGCUGAUGGCCUUCGGUGCUAUCGCAGGCACCAAGACCAUCGCUGUGCUGGUAAGUCCUCUCCCCCAGCUGGCGUAGCGCCCGGUUCUACUAUCUCUCUUCCAUGUCGUUGCAACACCGUCUCUCCUCUGUCGUUGCUGCUGCCGCCACCGUGUUUCUCCUUCCUGCUUCUGCCACUGUCGCUGGAGCUAGCCAGAAUGGAUCAAACAUAGGUGAGUUAAAUUGGGGGUGCAUCUUUUAUCUUGCUUGAUACAAUCUUCUUCAGUUGUCUUCUAAUUUCAGUCACAUACAUUGCCAUGUUCGUUCUAGCACAGCAGGUGUUCGUGUGUAUGCCUAUGCAAUGAUAGCACAUGUGGUUUCGCGCAUGUAAUCCUCCUUUGUGUAUGCCGAUUCGUGAUUACCCUUGAGUCAGUAAUUCAUGCUAAGUAAUGGUCUAGGCUUAGAUGCUUGAGCCAGUAAACUUACUGGUCAGAAUCUCAGAUUACUAUUUAGCCUUUUCUCAGCAAUUUGGAGACAUGUCGGCCUGUAUCCUUAUAAUGAAAGGAGGAUGAGAUUGUUUGUAGCUAUUUUUAAUGGUAUCCUUUGCUAUGUUAGGUGGCUUGCUUGAUUUAAAUAUGCUAUGGAGGAUUACAUGGAUAAUACUCUGCUUAAUUUCUUUAUUUUGCUUCCCUUCUUGGCGGUCUUCUAAUACAGGAUGCAUGUUUGAAAAAAAGACUCACAAAAUUGAUAUGAAGAAACAACAACCAGAACUUGCUUCAGUAAUUUAUUCUCCACCAGUGUGUCCUGAAUCAUUUGUACAUUACUAAAUUCUAUGCUUAUUUGUUAGCAGCAAAAUGACUAAUUCAGUUCUGGUACAAUCUUAAUACUUGCAGGAAAACCGAUCUUCAUUAGUCAUAAGUAGAGAUAAGAAGACUGUUAAGUUUAUGGCAAAGUCAUGUCAUUAUUAAGUCUUUAUUCUUAUUGGAUCAGCUUAGUAAAAAUGAUUUCAGUUGUUGCCCUAAAUUCGAUAAAGGUAGUAAUGUGUUGUAGAUACCACCACUUGCAUGAACAACCAGAAUGGCAAUAAUAAGUGCUAUUUAUUCAUGUCAGCUUACUUUAAAUAAAUAUGUCUUUCAUGGAACAGUAUGUGUGUGAUGGAUCUUUUCAAGUUCGAUUCAUGUUCAAUUAGGUGCAUAUUUCGUGAGAAAAUCCCGACGUCCAGCUCUUCAAGGAGAGGAGCCUGCCACCACCGACGCUGACGUUGCCAUGGGUGCCCAUCCUUGCUGUCCGAUGGAACCACUCAGACGGUCAUACCGCGGUCGUCGUCAGAAUCAUCCGAGUUGAUUUAACCAAUUUUUGAAUCCUCUCUGAAUAAGCAGGAAGUUGUAUUUGGAAGCUUUCUUGGACUUAUAUCGUAAUCAUGGUAUAUGGCUUGAUUGUUUCA